AGGUGGCGGAGAACUGACGCUGGGGCCGCGCUUGGAAAAGUCGCCAGAAAUGUCAGUUAGCAAGUGGAAAUCACCGGAAAAACUACGCAACGCGGCAAAAAUUCAAAGCGACUAUCGGCAAAUCGGCAAGCGGCAAAACAGCAGCAGCAAAAGCAGCGUGAAAAGCAGCGCGGUCGACGUCGUCGGGAGCUGAGGUGGAAUAGAGUAAAAGAAUGCACGAAUGCGAAACGCGACAGCAGCGGCAGCGGCGGCGAAUGCUGAUAACAAAGCGUGCGGCGCGUUAAUAACAAUAACAACAACAGCAAAAAGAGUCGCGCGUUUAAUUAACAGACAGCCAAAGCAAUAGCAAUAGCAAUAACAACAGAAGCCGAAGCAGAAGUUGGCGGCAGCGCAGUCCGCGUCAACGUCGCGUGUGGGAGUUUAACAGUUUCCUUGCCCAUUGCACGACGAGCGAAAAACUGAUAAAAACUGCAUUUGAUUGCAAUUUUGGCGGCAUUUGCAAACCGAACAACGGCGAACGCGCAACGCAAAAAGAAAUCAAUAAAAAACAAAACAAGCAAGCGGUAAAACGGUUUCCCCCCACCCCAAACAAGGCAACAAUGAAGUGAAAUACACACAAGUUGUAUCCGAUAAAUAAUCGCGAAUCGUUCAACUUAAACUUGCAAAUUCAAUGCUUAACACUUAGUUACUUGAUAAUAUUAUAAGCAAAUGCAACCGUUCCGUUCCGUGCCGUGCUAAUGCAAAUCGUAUACGACAUACAGAUAAAUCUGUUAACUUAACCUAAGUGCAAUAACUAAAACAAUCCAACAUACGAAUCAUAUUUCUAAGGAUUCUGCUUCUCAACACUUUAAUCGGACUCUAACUACUGUACGCUCGGCAAGCCUUUAAGCUAACGUUACAAACAGGAACAACGAUAGACGAGACGAACUGUGUUGUCCGUUUGAUUGACUAGCCUGACUCUUUGCCUUGGUUUAUUGACUGCAGCUACCAACAAAAAAAAAAAACGGGAAAAAAAGAGGAAAAACGCUGAGCAAUAUUUCUUUAUUGAGGCUCGAGUCAUCUUCAAAAAAAUAACAACGCUAAGGAAAAUCACAACGGAAUGGAAAAAAUGUUAGGCCACGCCGAUUGUCAAGCGUUGACAAUUUGACGCUGAAAUCCUUGGACACAAUUCGCUCUUCUCUUAGCGCCAAUCGCGAGAGAAGCGUGCGAGUUACAAAGGAAGAGCGAAAGAGAGCGAGAGCGCCAGCUAGAGAGCGCAAUACAACUCUGAGUUCAAAGCUCAACACACACAUACAAAAGCUAACGGCUACGCACAAAAUGCAACACAAAAUGAAUCUGGCAACGCUGCUGGCGCUGGUGCUGCUACUGGCCAGCAGAAGGAGUUCAGUGCUGGCGGAUAGUCCACAGCAUAUGGGCGGCGGCGGCAUGGGUAUGGGAAUGGGCAUGGGAUCACACUCAAUGGAGGUGAGUCCAGCGCCUGGCUAUGGAGUGCCCGCCAUACCCAAGGAUCCCAACUCGCGUUGCGAGGAAAUCACGAUACCCAUGUGCCGGGGAAUUGGCUACAACAUGACAUCGUUUCCCAAUGAAAUGAAUCACGAGACACAGGACGAGGCGGGUCUGGAGGUGCAUCAGUUCUGGCCGCUGGUCGAGAUCAAAUGUUCGCCGGACUUGAAGUUCUUCCUCUGCAGCAUGUAUACGCCCAUUUGUCUGGAGGACUAUCACAAGCCGCUGCCUGUCUGUCGCAGUGUCUGCGAACGUGCUCGCUCCGGCUGUGCACCCAUCAUGCAGCAGUAUAGCUUCGAGUGGCCCGAACGCAUGGCUUGCGAGCACUUGCCGCUGCAUGGGGAUACCGACAAUCUGUGCAUGGAACAACCUUCGUAUACCGAGAGCAGCGGCACCAGCAGCGGUGGUGGCAGUGGUAGCAGUUCGGGCUCUGGUUCUGGUUCUGGAGGAAAGCGUAAGCAGGGUGGCGCCAGUGGCUCUGGUGGCUCCUCAUCGACAGCCAACAAGUGCAAGGGCAAGAAUUCAAAAAACUGCCAAAAUCCCCUAGGAGAAAGGGCAAACGGAAAGGAGUGCACAUGCUCAUGCCGAUCGCCGCUCAUCGUCCUGGGGAAGGAGCAGCUAAUGCAGCAGUCCCCAAUGCUGCACCAUCACUGGUACAUGAAUCUGACUGUCCAAAGGAUCGCAAACGUACCAAACUGCGCCAUACCGUGCAAGGGACCGUUCUUCACAAACGACGAAAAGGACUUCGCCGGCCUGUGGAUCGCCCUGUGGUCGGGUCUAUGCUUCUGCAGCACCCUCAUGACCCUAACCACAUUCAUCAUCGACACCGAAAGGUUUAAGUAUCCUGAGCGACCCAUUGUCUUCCUUUCCGCCUGCUAUUUCAUGGUCGCCGUUGGCUACUUAUCACGGAACUUCUUGCAAAACGAGGAGAUCGCUUGCGAUGGACGUUUGCUGCGUGAGAGCUCGACGGGACCGCAUUCAUGUACUUUGGUCUUUCUGCUCACCUACUUCUUUGGCAUGGCCUCAUCCAUCUGGUGGGUCAUACUCAGCUUCACCUGGUUCCUGGCCGCUGGCUUGAAAUGGGGCAACGAAGCCAUCACGAAGCAUUCGCAGUACUUCCAUCUUGCCGCAUGGCUAAUUCCGACGGUGCAAUCGGUUGCAGUCCUGCUGCUGUCUGCCGUGGAUGGCGAUCCCAUUUUGGGCAUCUGCUAUGUGGGUAAUCUCAAUCCGGAUCAUCUAAAGACCUUCGUUCUAGCACCGCUCUUUGUAUACCUCGUCAUUGGAACCACCUUCCUCAUGGCCGGUUUUGUAUCGCUCUUCCGCAUCCGUUCGGUUAUCAAGCAACAAGGCGGCGUUGGAGCCGGCGUCAAGGCUGACAAGUUAGAGAAGCUCAUGAUACGCAUUGGCAUCUUCUCCGUGCUCUACACAGUGCCAGCCACAAUUGUCAUUGGCUGCUAUCUCUACGAGGCCGCCUACUUUGAGGACUGGAUCAAGGCACUCGCCUGUCCCUGCGCUCAGGUCAAGGGACCGGGCAAAAAGCCGCUGUACUCGGUGCUCAUGCUCAAGUAUUUCAUGGCACUAGCCGUGGGCAUUACCUCGGGCGUCUGGAUCUGGUCCGGCAAGACGCUAGAGAGCUGGCGUCGCUUCUGGCGGCGACUCUUCGGUGCGCCCGAUCGCACUGGUGCCAAUCAGGCAUUGAUUAAGCAAAGGCCGCCAAUACCGCAUCCAUAUGCGGGCUCGGGAAUGGGCAUGCCCGUGGGAUCGGCAGCGGGAUCGCUGUUGGCCACGCCCUACACACAAGCGGGCGGUGCUUCGGUGGCAUCGACCAGCCACCACCAUUUGCACCACCACGUUCUCAAGCAGCCGGCGGCCAGUCAUGUAUGACAUGGAGAGUCGGGAGGAGCAUCAACCAUGGGUGGCGGCAGCGUGCUGGGUGGUCACGGCACACUGAUGAGCACGGCGGGCAUGAGCAAUAGUACGGUCGGUGGCGGCGGUAUGUCUGGCAUGGGAGCUCCUCCUGGCAGCUUGUUACAACAGGGCGGUGUUGGCGCCAAUGGCGGUGCACCCGGUAAUGUUUACGGCAAUGUCAAUGGUGGCGGUGUUGGGGGUGUUGGUGGCGCCGGCGUUGGCGGUGGGCAAAGCACAGCGCCCGGUUCGGUUAUCGAUUCGCGAGCUGUAUCCGUGGUGGUUACUCUGCCCGGCGGGCCGGGCUCCCAACAUCCGGGGCAGGCGUUGAGCGACUAUGGUCCCAUAUAGUUAAUGGUACGCCCGGACACCGCGCACUGGGUCUCAACGAGUAGCUUCAGCCAGCUGUAAGAGCGCAGUUGUCAGCUCCAGCACCUGAACGAAGUCUCAUUCUACUCUAAACAUCUCUUGAUCUCUAUCUCUGUCUCAAUUCUCUGUGCUGCACUAUUAGCAAUUUCUUUUUCAGAGGUUUGAAAAGCAAAGCCAUAUUAAUUUUUUGUAGCCGUAGUUUGUUUACAGAGUUUGAACUAUUUGCGUAACAUUCUAGUCGAAAAAAUAAACAAAAAGCCUUUGAAAAAUGUUAAAGCGUGCAGAAGAACGAUUAAGAGAAAGAGAGCGAGAGAUAGAGAGAGAGCGAGAAAGUUGAAGCGCAAGUUACCGUUAGCCAGGCGCGUUUGUUCUGCAGCCUCCCCCAUUUAAAGCAUCUGUUCUUUUUUGGUUCUUUCCAUUAGUUUCUUCAACGAAAUAGACUGAGAAAACAAAAUGAUAAGUAAAUACAAUACACAUAACAAAUAGAAAUCGCGAAGAAGAGAACAACAAAAGAGAGCUAAAGCGAAAGAAUAAACUCUGCCCACACUGCCAAGUCAGAGCCACGAGCCAUAUUUCGAAAUUACAAGUAACUUUUAAUCAAACUACCUAAACUAUUAACCUUAAACCUAAACCUAAAGCUAUACCUAAACCUUAAACAUAGAGAAAACAAAAACAAAACACAUUUCGAAUUCGCAUUCGCAUAGAAAAC
Molecule: messenger RNA, 4486 nt
Organism: Drosophila albomicans
Lineage: Eukaryota; Metazoa; Arthropoda; Insecta; Diptera; Drosophilidae
Gene: fz2
Product: frizzled-2
Exons: 7
Coding region: 1318-3387 (689 amino acids)
Biological process (GO): canonical Wnt signaling pathway; non-canonical Wnt signaling pathway
Cellular component (GO): plasma membrane
Molecular function (GO): Wnt receptor activity; Wnt-protein binding
Source: RefSeq, a predicted model, not a curated record